Messenger RNA from Hyaloscypha bicolor E, 794 nucleotides. RefSeq lists its product as uncharacterized. Bases 1 to 540 code for a protein of 179 amino acids. Lineage: Eukaryota; Fungi; Ascomycota; Leotiomycetes; Helotiales; Hyaloscyphaceae. The transcript has 2 exons. The record is from RefSeq and is a predicted model, not a curated record.
AUGAGAGCUGUGGCUGGAGCAUCGUCUGCAAUACCCAAGUAUGCAUCCCAACCUGGUUCCUUGCUCGAAGCUCCCAAGCUCCCUCGUCCUCCAAUGAGACAACAGGUCAUGCCAUGCAACAACACACGCUCAAAUGAUAACCCUCACCCUAACCGCCGACUCCAUCUCCUCCGUCGUCUCGCUGCCCGCUUGGCGAUCACCAAGCCCGACAACCACAACAACCACAACGAAAACAGACAUCAUCUCAUCAGGCAUGACGACGACGACAACAUACAUCACGCCAACGGCUUUACAAACAGCGCUGGAAGUGGAAGCAACAGCACGGCAACGGGAAGUGACGCAGCGGAGAUCUCGGCGUAUCUGUCAAGUGUUAUGAGUGUGGAGACCAGCACGCCGACGCCGGUUGGUGGUGGGAGUGGAGGGAAUGCGACGGGUACUGGGACGCCGAGUCAGUAUACUGGUGCUGCUGCGCGGAAGGGAGAAUCGAAUGCAUGGGUUGCGAUGGUGGCGUUCGGGGUUGUGGGAUUGGUCGUUUUGUAGAAGAUGGGAGAUGGGACGAGACGAGAUGAGAAAUGAGAAAUCAUAGCGGGAAGUUUGGGAAUUACAUUUUUUUUUGGGACGGAGUUUGUGGUUUGUAUUGAACACAUAAUGUCUAUCCAUCAUAUCUAAUUGAAAACAUGAUCAUACAUUACUAUGUCCCGUGGUUCGGAAAAUCCAUGUCUCGAGGGUGAUUGGAAACUUGGUAACCAUGUCAGUAAAUUUUCGUGACCCAAAUGUGCAAGCAAUGAAUUGAA